Miscanthus lutarioriparius is the source of this 3390-nucleotide messenger RNA. Lineage: Eukaryota; Viridiplantae; Streptophyta; Magnoliopsida; Poales; Poaceae. The record is from the annotation of a GenBank genome assembly.
AUGCGGAUGCGCUGGCUCCUCCUCUUGGCGCUCGCCGCCGCCGCCCCCGCCCCCGCCGCCGGCGAGAUGGGGUACGCGCAUUGCGGCUGCGACGGCGGCGGCGGCGGCGGCGGCGGCGGAGGGUUCUGGAGCCUCGACAACAUCUUCAAGUGGCAGAAGGUGAGCGACCUGCUUAUCGCGGCGGCCUACUUCUCCAUCCCGCUCGAGAUCCUCUACUUCGUCGCGGGGCUCCGCCACCUGCUCCCGUUCCGGUGGGUGCUGGUGCAGUUCGGCGCCUUCAUCGUGCUCUGCGGCCUCACCCACCUGCUGGCGGCCUUCACCUACGAGCCCCACCCGUUCAUGGUCGUGCUGCUCCUCACCGCCGCCAAGUUCCUCACGGCGCUCGUCUCCUUCCUCACCGCCAUCACGCUGCUCACGCUCAUCCCGCAGCUGCUGCGCGUCAAGGUCCGCGAGAGCCUGCUCUGGAUCAAGGCCCGCGAGCUCGACCGCGAGGUGGUGCUCAUGAAGCGCCAGGAGGAGGCCAGCUGGCACGUCCGCAUGCUCACCCAGGAGAUCCGCCGCUCGCUCGACCGCCACACCGUGCUCUACACCACGCUCAUCGAGCUCUCCAGGGUGCUCGCGCUCAACAACUGCGCCGUCUGGAUGCCCUCCGAGGACAAGUCCGGAAUGUGCCUCACCCACGAGCUCCGCCGGGGCAGCGACGACGACGGCGAGGCAAUCGUCGCCGCGGACGACGCGGACGUCCUCGAGGUCAAGGGCACCGACGGGGUCAAGCUGCUGCCGCCGGACUCGGUCCUUGGGUCGGCCAGCGGCGGCGGCAAGGAGGGGACUGGCACGGUGGCCGCGAUUCGGAUGCCGAUGCUCAAGGUCGCCGACUUCAAGGGUGGAACGCCCGAGGUAAUUAAGACGAGCUACGCGGUGCUGGUUCUGGUGCCGCCCAGCGACAGGAACUGGGCGCCGCACGAGCUGGAGAUCGUCGAGGUGGUCGCCGAUCAGGUGGCCGUCGCGCUGUCGCACGCCUCGCUGCUCGAGGAGUCGCAGGCGAUGCGUGACAGGCUGGCCGAGCAGAACCGCGAGUUGCUGCAGGCGAGGCGGGACGCUCUCAUGGCGAACGAGGCCAGGGACGCGUUCCAGCGCGUCAUGAGCCAGGGAAUGCGGAGGCCCAUCCACUCCAUCCAGGGACUGGUGUCCGUGGUGCAGGAGGAGGGCCUGACGUCCGAGCAGAAGCUCGUCGUCGAUACUAUGGCGCGGACCGCAACCGUGGUCUCGAUGCUCAUCAACGAUCUCAUGGAGAUGUCCGCCGCCAACCAGGAGCGCUUUCCACUGGAGACGCGGCCAUUCCACCUGCACUCCAUGAUCAGGGAUGCCGCCUGCGUUGCACGGUGUCUCUGUUACUUCAGGGGGUUUGGCUUCGCGGUGCACGUCGAGAACGUGCUGCCGGACCUUGUCAUUGGCGACGAGCGGAGGAUUUUCCAUGUCUUGUUGCACAUGGUUGGCAAUCUGAUUGGUCGCUUCGAUGCGGGGAACGUCACGUUCCAGGUGCGUGCUGAUGAUGAGCCGAUGGAGGACCAGAGGUGGGAUCCAUGGAGGCCAAGCUACUCUGGUGGGCACUCAUCGGUCAAGUUUGUGAUUGGGGUGAAGAGGAAGCAGAAUGCUGACUCAUCAAGCUCGCUUGCACAGUUCUUGCGGAGGCCAAGGACCGAAGGGUUUGAUCUCAGGCUCAGCUUCAGCAUGUGCAGGAAGCUUGUGCAGAUGAUGCAAGGGAACAUCUGGGCAAUUCUUGACGGGCAAGGACUCCCAGAGAGCAUGACCCUGGUCCUGAGAUUCCAGCUUCAACCAUCGCUGGCGAGCUCCAGCCUCGGAGGGUCAUUUGAUCUGCAAUACCCAUCGCCAUCUAACCAAAUAGCUGGGCUGAAGGUUCUGCUCAUCGACGACGAUGAGAUCAACCUAGUCGUGGCGCGGAAGCUCUUGGAGAGGCUAGGCUGCACUGUAUCCUCGCUCCCCUCAGGCUCAGGGUUCAUGAACUCGGUCGGCCCUUCCUCUGCCUCGUUCCAGCUCGUCAUGGUUAACCUGGAGAUGUCAAUGAUUAAUCCCCUGGAUGCUGCCUCGAGGAUCAGGCAGUACAGGAGCUUCCACUGGCCCCUGGUGAUGGCCAUGACAUCGGAGCAGAACGUGUGGGAGAACACAGUUGCUGGAGGAUGGCAAAUGGUAGUGAAAUGGCAAAAGCCGAUGCGCCAUUGUGAGUCUUUCAGAUGGGAAUUGCGCCGGUCUGAGAAUGAAGGAGAGUCUGAUACCUUAGAGUCCUUCAUAGAAACUUGGGUGGUGGCUGUUGUUCAUGGGUUCAGUUUGUUCUAUACUCAUUUUAGAAUGGAAGAAGAUGGUUUCUUGAGCAACAUCCUUCUCGAAGGACAUGGGGCUCCUGUUGCUGCCGUGAACGAGGUUGAUGACAUUCCAGAGAGCCAAGACAGUCCUAGUAGUGUUGAAGUAGUGCAGCCAAGCCGAAGCACGAAGGGAGGAAAGAGGUCCAAAAAUUUUACUCCCGAAGAGGAUGAAAUUGUUUGCUUUGGAUGGUUGGCUAUUAGCAAGGAUCCCAUUAACGGGGCGAAUCAAUCUCGUACUACAUUUUGGGGCAAAGUUCAUGCUUAUUUCGAGGAACACAACAAAUCUAAAGUUCCUCGUUCAGAGAGUUCCAUUAUGCAUCGGUUUCUGGUAAUUCAAACUAGUGUGAACAAGUUUUGUUCACACUAUGAUCAAAUUCUACGUAGGAAUCAAAGUGGCACAACUAUGCAAGAUAAGCUUAAUGAAGCAAAAAAGGUCUACAAAAACUUAGACAGGGACAACAAAUCUUUUGUUUUUGAGCAUUGCUGGGACAUACUCAAGGAGGAGGACAAGUGGAAAUCCAAGAUGGUAGAAAUUGCAGAGGUUGAGAAACUAGCAAAAAGCAAGAAGCAAAAGAAGGCCGGAAAGGUGUCAAGGCCAAGGGAUGAAGGAGCCUUAAAUAAUGACAAUGGCAUACCUAUUGAAGCUGAAGAAACCGAACCAAGGAAGAGGUCCGAUGGGAUAAAGAAGGUAAAAGCAAAUCUUAAGCGAGGAGGUGGUGAAGCUUGCAUGGAAGCAUUGGACAAGAUGUGGUCGAAGAAGGAGGUUUUCGAGAAGGAAAAGGAGAAGGCCAAAGAGGACAGGUUCAUGGCUACACUAGAGAUAGAGAAGGCUACACUAGAGCUAGAGAAGAAGAGGGUGGACAAUGAAGCAAAAAAAGCUGAAACCGACUUGAUGAAAGAACAGAAUAAAAUUAUGUUAGCGGACAUGACGUCUCUCAAUCCGAAGCAGCGUCAGUGGCUUGAGAUAAUGCAAGAGCAGAUUCUCGCGAAGCUUACUCCAAAUAUUUAG